Molecule: messenger RNA, 1076 nt
Organism: Paramormyrops kingsleyae
Lineage: Eukaryota; Metazoa; Chordata; Actinopteri; Osteoglossiformes; Mormyridae
Source: RefSeq, a predicted model, not a curated record
UACUGUCUGUCAGGCGCGAGGCUGAUCCAGCCGCUGGCUGUCACCGCGAGCGCGAGACAGAACCAGCCGCUGGCUGUCACCACUAGCGCGAGACUAAACCAGCCGCUGGCUGUCACCGCGAGCGCGAGACUGAACCAGCCGCUGGCUGUUACCGCGAGCGCGAGGCUGAUCCAGCCGCUGGCUGUCACGGUGGGCGCGAGGCUGCACCAUUCUGCUGAGUCAUGCCCUGGCUGCUGUCCACAGUGCUUCUCUCCGUCCUCCUGCCGAUGGUGUCCACCAAGACAGGAGGCUGGGAGAAAGCUACAUCCAUUUAUGAAUUCUCAGCAAAGGACAUUGAUGGCAAUGAAGUCUCCCUGGAGAAGUACAGAGGCAAAGUCUGUAUCAUCACCAAUGUAGCCUCUAAAUGAGGCAAGACCCCAGUAAACUACUCUCAGUUUGCACAGAUGCACGCCAAGUACGCUGAGAAAGGUUUAUGCAUCCUGGCCUUCCCGUCUAAUCAGUUUGGCCGACAGGAGCCCGGAACGGAACAGCAGAUUAAGGAGUUUGCCAAGUCCUACAAGGCAGAGUUCGACCUCUUCAGUAAGAUCGACGUGAACGGGGAUGAAGCUCACCCCCUGUGGAAGUGGAUGAAGGCGCAGCCUAAGGGCAAGGGAACGUUUGGGAACAACAUAAAAUGGAACUUCACCAAGUUUCUCAUCGACAGAGAGGGCAAAGUUGUGAAGCGCUACUCCCCGCUGAGCGAUCCAGUUGUGGUGGAGAAGGAUCUGCAUAAAUACCUGUAACCUCUGCCAGAAUGCCUUGGCCAUCUUUCUCCCACGUAUCUUCUUGAACCAUCCUGACUGGUGUUUGGCUGGACCCCAGUGGGUCCAUUCCCAGGAUAGUGACGGCCUGUUGUCAAACCCGCAUGGCGGAUACAACCGGCCCGAUGACUCCUGCGUGCCCCCCUGGGUGGACUCCUCCGGUCCAGACAAACCACCUGACAGGAAAUUGUCUUCCCCCAUUCCUGCAUUAAUGAAUUAUUAUAAUGCACUUUGAUUGUGUACUAUGAACAAAAUAAAAAAAACAGACAAACAUCA